AACUUGGCAAUCGAGUCACCUUAAUAAGAACCAACCUCACUCUCUUCCUCUUUUGAUUCCCUCAACUCAUAGCUCUUUAACACAACCCACAAAGAAGAUAAAAUUAACUAUCAACAAUGGCCACUGUCACCUCCGCAGCAGUUGCUAUCCCAUCAUUCACUGGCCUUAAAGCCGGUGCAUCUACAGCCAGAGUGAGUUCCAGUGUCAAGGUUUCUGCCUCUCCUGUUCCUAGGAUGAGUGUGAAGGCCUCACUCAAAGAUUUUGGUGUUGCUGUUGCAGCCACAGCUGCUAGUGCAAUGCUUGCUAGCAAUGCCAUGGCCAUUGAGAUUUUACUUGGUGGUGAUGAUGGGUCAUUGGCUUUUGUUCCAAGCUCUUUCUCUAUUAGCCCUGGAGAAAAGAUUGUGUUCAAGAACAACGCUGGGUUCCCACACAACGUUGUGUUCGAUGAGGACGAGAUUCCAAGUGGUGUUGAUGCAUCAAAAAUCUCCAUGUCUGACGAGGACCUCCUCAAUGCCCCUGGAGAGACUUAUGCUGUUACUUUGACUGAGAAAGGAGAAUAUUCUUUCUACUGUUCCCCUCACCAGGGAGCUGGAAUGGUGGGAAAGGUGACCGUUAACUAAGUGUCCAUCAAUCAAGACUUUGUUUGGGUCAUCUCAUAAUCUUUUUCUUCUUUUUCCAAUUUGGUGGUAAUUGAGUGAGUCUAUAUGAGUAUCAGACUUGGGGCCUGGGGGACGAGAGCAGUGUAUGUGGUGCACCAAACCAAUAUAUGCUUUUGUAAUUUUCAUGUAUUUUGCAAUGUAGAUUAAUUAAAUUUAUGCUUUUUAUUUCUUUGUAA
Pistacia vera is the source of this 835-nucleotide messenger RNA. RefSeq names its product plastocyanin. NCBI's taxonomy places the organism in Eukaryota, Viridiplantae, Streptophyta, Magnoliopsida, Sapindales, Anacardiaceae. Bases 117 to 620 code for a protein of 167 amino acids. The transcript has a single exon. The record is from RefSeq and is a predicted model, not a curated record. Gene Ontology annotation, cellular component: chloroplast thylakoid lumen. Gene Ontology annotation, molecular function: copper ion binding.